Molecule: messenger RNA, 1676 nt
Organism: Geodia barretti
Lineage: Eukaryota; Metazoa; Porifera; Demospongiae; Tetractinellida; Geodiidae
Source: the annotation of a GenBank genome assembly
CGCAUAAGAUACUUUCCUCUGCAUUGGCUGUACGCAGUCGUCUCUUGAACGUCAGCCGCCGUCAGUUCUGUGACGGACAUCUCUGCAGGCGAGGGAGACUUCCUGAGUCUAUGAAUCAUAUCCCUACUGAAUGAAUCAGCUUGAGAAACAUUACUAAGAGCAGUCCUACACACCACCACAGAUCGAGCCAAGGUCUUCAACCGAAACUUGCAAGUGUCUAGAUGUCAGCUAAAGUAGCAACUGGAGCUAUGCAGAGGCCUCAUCCCUACGCGUGCAACACACUCUACCCUCGCUACCCUGCGUACCCCUCCAUGUACGGCCACCCCGGAACUGCGGCCGCUGCCGUCAAUCUCGGCUACGCGACGGUCCCCGACCCCUCCAAAGCGUUCCCCAGCACGGGCCUCGCUGCGGACCUGUACCCGUACUACCGCCAGGGACGUAAGCAAGGAUCCACAGUUGCAGCAGUUCAGCAGCAACUGACGCAGGCCGCCACCGGUAGCUUCUCGGACACUUUCCUCCACAGCUCCGGUCGUCUCCCGCACAAACCACAGAAACCGCCUUUUUCCUACAUAGCACUGAUCACCAUGGCCAUCCAGACCCUCCCCAACAAAAGGGCAACUCUGGCGGAAAUCUGCCAGUUUAUUAGAGACAACUUUCCCUACUAUCGAGAGAACUACAAGCAGGGCUGGGAAAACAGCAUUCGUCACAACCUCUCGCUCAAUGAAUGCUUCCUGAAGCUCCCUCGUGAGCAGGGGAGGCCGGGGAAAGGACACUACUGGGUUCUCGAUCCUGCAGCAAAGCACAUGUUUGACGACGGUUCGUUCCGACGGAGGAAGAGGAGGUUCAAGAAAGGAGACGUGCCGGAUAUGGGGGAUGACGAUGGAGUGAUGUCGAAGCCUUCUUCGCCGGCAGAGCACCAGCACCGUAUCUCCAUGACUGGGGCCGGAGUCGAUCAACUCAUCGAAACAGCCGCACAGCUGAAGCAGAUGACAGUCGCUUCUCCGACAUAUGGACAACAGAUCAUAUCUCCAAGCACUCAGCACAUUCAGUACACCCAGCAGCGUGCCUUUGACUUCUCCUCGCUGAUGCCAACCGCAGUGUCCCACUUUCCCUAUCGUCCACCAGACCUGACUGCAGACCAGGCAAUCAGCAUGACGGCUCCUCUCGGCGGUACCUACAUGGACGGGAUGAGUCUCCCAGUCUCUGCUCAGAUUUACCAGGACACCUCCAUCUCCAGAACAGCAACUGGAGUUAGCGACUACACAGCACACGUCACCCACGGCCAGUCAGGCUGGACUCCAGGCAUACAGCAGAGUGCUCAGCUCCCGGAUCUUUCCGGAGUGACAGCUCAUUCUUGUCCGUCCACCUCAUCAUCAGCUGUAGUAGCAGCCAUGCCAAACAACUUCCACCAGAUUGGCACCACAAAUACCGUCCCACUUGCUUCUCCCCGCAGCAGUAUUUCUGGAGGUAGCUCCCCGCACACCAUCGACCCGCUGUGCUCUUUUCAGCCAGAGCAGGAGCCCACAGCAGCCGAACAUGUCUCCCAGCAUGCCAGCAUAAUCGCCAGCCCGUUCGGGAAACUAGAGAGCACUCUUAGCAUCCCCUCCAUCAAACCCGAGCUCGCAGAACUUCAAGACAUCAAACAUAAUAAUGCAGGUCACUCUGAGAAUGUCUGA